UUGUAAUCAUUCAAACCGAUAUAUUUCACAAAUACUUCUUUUCAGAGUAAAGUCCUCAUACACUUACUUCUACCUCUCUCCCUAUUGCCCGCUGAACGAGACAAUAUGUCGGAAGUGGAUACUCGCGCCUACAGCCAAUGGGUUAGAAUUGAUAUUCAAAGCUUAUUCGAGAAAGGUCAAAUUAAAAUUGCUAAUGCAAGAGUGACCGAUGGCAAGUUCCAUGUUUGUAGCGACAAAGACCAGGAGCUCAGCGCUGGCCAAAUCAACAAGAUUGUCAUAGAGCCACAUACUACUCAGUCUGUGUGUGCUUGCGGCAGAUAUGGCAUCGAUGUCGGCACAGAAGGCUACCUAGACCUAAUGGACGGGGACACCAGGAUCACCACCCUCCAUUUCGAUAGCCCCUACCAGUCGAAUACCAACACCUUUCAGGCUAUGAAUACCAACAAUUCUUAUCUUGUGAAUGUGGGUGAUUGGAACCAGGAAAAUGGAGCGUUGGGAAAUGUCCAAGUGAAGGUGUUCAAGCUGGAGUAAUUCCUGGUAAUUAGUUCUAUCUCUUGAAGAGAUACACGCUCCUAGGUUCUUCGGAAAUCCGAAUUGCCACAUGUUUGAGGAUCCUAAUGAAUUUGUGCUUGCAUUUCGAGUUAUAAAUCUUCAAAGUUUCUAUGGCGUGCAUGUUUACGAGUGCCCUUAAAAGGGGGUUCGAGCCAUGUUAUCUGGUGCCCAACUGCCUUAGCUCGGCUUGCCUCCAGAGAGUACUUUAAUAUUAUAUGUACCCCUUCUCGAAUUCAGGUUGCACUAAUCAAGCCAUAAACGUCCAAUCUCUGCAAUAUCUUUCCUGUGUCCUAAUGACGUAUGUAGUCCCAAUUUACUCAUGCCUGCUUGGACCAA
Molecule: messenger RNA, 888 nt
Organism: Aspergillus caelatus
Lineage: Eukaryota; Fungi; Ascomycota; Eurotiomycetes; Eurotiales; Aspergillaceae
Product: aegerolysin family protein
Exons: 2
Coding region: 106-531 (141 amino acids)
Biological process (GO): symbiont-mediated hemolysis of host erythrocyte
Source: RefSeq, a predicted model, not a curated record